AAUCUAUUCCCCCAGCAGAAAUGGAGGUGCCCCUUUCAAGCCCCUCCCCCAAGUACCCCUGAGAUGCUUCAUUUCAGUGGCCCCGGUGCUGAUGUGUGUUGUCCUGGGAUGCAUUCCUGAUUGUGCCUCUUUUUGUCCUCCUCUGAACAGGUGUACAGGAGACCUACGGACAAGCAGGAACGUGUGGAAGUGUAAUCAUGGGACGGAUUGUGGGGGGCACAGAUGCACAGGCCGGGCAGUGGCCUUGGCAGGUCAGCCUGAAUUUUCAGAGUGUUCAUGUGUGUGGCGGCUCCCUCAUUUCCCCCCAGUGGGUGAUCACUGCAGCGCACUGCUUCCCACCGGAAAACCCCAUCGCCGACUAUGAGGUGACGCUGGGAGCCUUCCAGCUGACCAACCUCCUGUCUAACAUCACUGUGGUUGGGGUGGAGCAGGCCAUCAAGAAUCCCGGCUACACGGAUGAGGACUCCGGCGGGGACCUUGCGCUGGUGAAAUUGAAAAAGCCCAUCUCCUAUACGCGUAGCAUUCGCCCCAUCUGCCUGCCGUCCGCUUCCGUCAGCUUCCCCAGCGGCAUGAUGUGCACUGUGACUGGCUGGGGGAAUGUGCUUACCUCUGUCAGCCUGCCCAAUCCCAAGACCCUGCAGCAGCUGGAGGUGCCAGUGAUUGGGCUGGAGACCUGCCGCUGCCUCUACAAGAUGAGCGCCAACCACAGACCCCACGUGAUCCAGGACGACAUGAUGUGUGCGGGCUACGCUGAGGGCAAGAAGGACGCCUGCCAGGGUGACUCCGGGGGACCCCUCUCCUGCCGUGUGGGCAAUGCCUGGCUGUUAGCUGGGGUGGUGAGCUGGGGGGACGCGUGCGGGUCCCCCAACCGGCCUGGCGUCUACACCCGUACCUCGGCCCACACAGCCUGGAUUAAACAGAUCAUCCCGGCGGUGGAGAUGAGCGACGUGCGCGUGAAUCAGGAGCCAGUCUCGGAGGAGGGGCUGUGUCCCAACACCACCAGUCGGCCUGGCCCCUAUGACGGCGUCCAGCCCCAUCCCAGCUGGCCCCGGCCAAUCUCCCCCAACCAGCCUUUGGACCACGCUACCUCCCACAUCCUCACUGCCAGCCUGCUGUUCUUCUGCCUGCUACUUCACGUACUCCCUGCUCUAUAGCGCCCCUGCUCUCAAGGUCAGCGCAGCAUGGGACCCCACCCCCGCUAAGGCAGUCCAGGGGCGUCUUGCCCCCCUCCCAAACUCAGCAGGAUGGUCCCAAGAUUUCAAAGUCUUGGGUUUCCCGCCCCAUCCCCUUAUUGUUCCUGUUUGUUUCCUGCGUUGUGCUGCUCUGUCACGAUCAGGGAAUUGACGUGACUUCAGGGCACCGCGCUGGCAGCAGCCCUGUUCACGGCAACGUCCUUUCUGCCUCCGGUACUGCAGACCCCUGAGUUCCAGCAAACAGGGUCCUGCAAACCUCUCCCAAGCCUCGCUCUGGGAUCGAGGCUCACGCCAACCCCUGAGCCUCACUCUGGGAUCGAGGCUCACGCCAACCCCUGAGCCUCACUCUGGGACUCAUGCCAACGUCUAAGCCUCGCUCUGGAUUGAGAUUCACGCGAGCCCCAGAGCCUCACUCUGACUCCCAGGGCCCCACUCUGUGAGAAUCAGGGCCCUAGCAGUAGGCAGCUCCCCAACCCCUGUUCCCAGGCCCGGUUCUGUCACCAUGACACCUCCUAGGGCAGCCUAACAAGCUCCCUAUCUUCCUCUUCCCACCCUGAUUUUUCCAGGGAGACUCCGGGGGACCCCUCUCCUGCCAAGUGGGUAGUGUCUGGCUGCUGGCCGGAGUGGUGAGCUGGGGGGAAGCAUGUGGGGCCGCCAACCGGCCCGGAGUCUAUACCCGCGCCUCAGCCCAUGCUGCCUGGAUCAAGGAGACCGUC
Messenger RNA from Chrysemys picta bellii (western painted turtle), 1909 nucleotides. The record is from RefSeq and is a predicted model, not a curated record. NCBI's taxonomy places the organism in Eukaryota, Metazoa, Chordata, Testudines, Emydidae.